CAACUUUCUCACCAGUGAAAUCCGCAAGAAGAAAGUAUUUUUCUUAUUUUUUUUUGGUCAUAUUAUUUUUCGUAUUUAUCAAAUAAUUGUAAGGAACAAAGAUAACGUAAAAAAAUUCGAUCAAUAACAUAAAAUACAGAUCUUUAUAUAGUUUACUCGUAGAAAUACGUAUACGAUAAAUUAAUUUCCAUUGACAUAUGAGUAAAGUUUUUUCAGAACGAUCGAAUUCAAAUAAAGUGACAGUUAAUAAACCGGGGAAAGUCUCUGUCUUCUGACGGUUUUCAUUUUUAAUCCAGUUUUUGAGCUCAACGAAGUGACUGGUAGAGCUCAGUCAUUUCAUGGUUUUCUCUAUGAAACAACGUGCUAUAUAUAUUUUAAAUUCAUAAAUAUAUUCGUAUAAAUAUCUCGUAUCAAUUUAAACGAUUCAAUCCUCGAUUUAUUUAACAAUUUUUAACAAACACUAGGCAAAUAAAAACAACGAAAGAAAAAAUGGAAAUUACUUACACAACAGUCGAUGGGGAUGUCGGUGCACGGUUAGAUCGAAUGUUUGGUAUAAAGUCGAGCUUCUUAAGAGUUAAACCUAGUGAUUGCUUACUUCCUCCUCAUUUUGUUUUUUAUGGAACAAAAAUUCGAGACAUGGAAAUUUAUGAUGAUGAUGUAUGGAUGGUUUCAUAUCCAAGAACAGGUAGCCACUGGGCACAGGAAAUGGUUUGGUGUAUUGGAAAUGAUUGCAACUAUGAAAAAGCAAAAAUUCCAUUGUUAAUUCGCAAUCCUCUUCUCGAAGCCUCUGGCAUCAUGGUAAGUGGAAAGUAUGUAGAUUUUUUUUCUCAACUCGGAAAUUCUGUUGAGAAAGUGGAAAAUAUGGCAAGACCAAGAUACGUCAAGACUCAUUUACCUUGGGAACUUUUGCCUCGUCAAAUACCUGAAAAAACACCAAAAAUGAUUUAUGUUACCAGAAAUCCAAAAGAUACUUGCGUUAGUUUUUAUCAUUAUUGCAGACUGUUGCACAAUUUAAAUGGAACAUUUGAAGAUUUUGCUGAGCUCUUCAUUGAAGAUAAUGGACCGAUGGGACCAUUUUGGAAACAUGUACUUCCUUUUUGGACUCGUAGAAAUGAAAAGAAUAUUCUAUUCUUGACUUAUGAAGAGAUGAAAAGUGAUCAAUUAUCAGCAAUUAAAAAAACAGCUGAUUUUCUUGGUAAAAAUAUUUCUGAUGAGCAGGCAAUUGAACUGGCAAAACAUCUUGAAUUUUCAAAAAUGGCUGCAAAUCCUGCAAUUAAUUUAGAAGCUAUAAUACCACAAAAUAAAGAUCCUGAUACGAAUUUUAUUCGUAAAGGAAAAGUUGGAGAUUGGCGAAAUUACAUAAAUGAUGAUUUAUCUAAUAGAUUUGAUGAAUGGAUCGAAAAAAAUACUAAAAAUACUGAUCUUAAAUUUUCUUUUUCAUUGAAUUAAUUAUUUUUUUGUUUUAUCUGUUAUUAUUUUUGUAUUUACUACAGACA
Molecule: messenger RNA, 1496 nt
Organism: Aphidius gifuensis
Lineage: Eukaryota; Metazoa; Arthropoda; Insecta; Hymenoptera; Braconidae
Gene: St2
Product: luciferin sulfotransferase
Exons: 5
Coding region: 490-1449 (319 amino acids)
Biological process (GO): sulfation
Cellular component (GO): cytoplasm
Molecular function (GO): sulfotransferase activity
Source: RefSeq, a predicted model, not a curated record